Molecule: messenger RNA, 435 nt
Organism: Exaiptasia diaphana
Lineage: Eukaryota; Metazoa; Cnidaria; Anthozoa; Actiniaria; Aiptasiidae
Product: histone H2A-like
Exons: 1
Coding region: 38-415 (125 amino acids)
Cellular component (GO): nucleosome
Molecular function (GO): DNA binding; structural constituent of chromatin; protein heterodimerization activity
Source: RefSeq, a predicted model, not a curated record
UUUUGAACUAUUAUUCAAAAGACAACUACAAGUCAAAAUGUCUGGCCGUGGAAAAGGUAAAGCUAAGGGCACCAAGUCYAAGACYCGAUCAUCCCGUGCAGGGCUUCAGUUCCCAGUCGGUCGUAUCCAUCGUCAUCUCCGCAAAGGCAACUAYGCUSMRMGAGUUGGUGCUGGUGCUCCAGUCUACUUAGCUGCUGUUCUCGAGUAUUUGAGCGCCGAAAUUCUCGAGUUGGCCGGCAACGCUGCCCGUGACAACAAGAAGACCAGAAUCAUCCCCCGUCACUUGCAGUUGGCUGUUAGAAAUGACGAGGAGUUGAACAUACUUCUUGGUGGUGUCACCAUUGCUCAAGGUGGUGUUCUUCCYAACAUCCAAGCCGUCCUUUUACCUAAAAAAGCUGAGAAGAAAUCAUCUUAAGCAGUUUACUUGCUGCUAAA